UCAUGCCAAAGCUCGAUGUUGUUGACUCUUGUCUUAUUCCAUCCAUGUACUCGGAACCUACCCGGUUUCCGUUCACACAACAUUCCAAGCGGCCAGGUGCGGCCAUGCGUGGCUGCCUCAUGCGACAUACAUAGAUCGACGGCUUUUUUCUGCUCUCGCUGAAACCCGUUGAGGCUCUCGAGCCAAAUCCCUGAGUUCAUUGAUUCAGUUCGAACUCCUAGGACUGCACACUACGGUCUCGACUUUACUGUGGAGUCCCAGAGUGGUCAUGAUGACGAUACGGCGGAGAUGCUCAGACUUAAUGCAGGGUCCGGGUCAAUGAAGCCGGUGCAUGGCCGGGCUCGGGGCUGCUUGGAGACUUCACACGGAGGCUCGGUUAUACCGGCGAACAAGCUCCCCGCCUCAGACGCCGACUCGAGACCCCCGAUGCGGGGCCAAGAGAAACGCUUCCCUUCCCGCCACUUGCGCCAGCAGCUUGUGUCUAGACUGUGGCCCUAGACUCGGCUCAUAAACUACAAGCGCGAAAACUGAAUCAGACGUACGGACGAGCCAUUGCAUCUGUCCCGGCCAUACAAUUCAAUGCUGCCAAUACGAUCAUCGCCAGCCCGCGCUUCUGUGCUUGCGCUGUUGCUUCAUGCUGCGUGCGUAUGGGGCGACAGCCAGGUCAACGUCACCAUCGACGACACCGACGCCGCGAUCGUCUAUUCGCCCGCGACGUCGUGGAACUCGAGUGCCGUGACAUGCGAUGGGUGUAACGAUCCAUCACCCGUCCUGGCUGUUGGGCGGACAUUCCACAAGGGGGCAAAUAUCGCCGUUGGAUCGCUCUCGGCCCCUGCGGCCAGCCCCCCGACGACCUCCGCUGCCCCCGCCUCUGCCUCUCCCCCCGCUCCCGCCCCCGCCCCUGCGACUGGGACGAACUCGACCGUGGCUCCUCCGCAAGACACGGACGUGCCGGGCGGCACGGAUAACGAUGGGGACUACGGCGGCAGCGGCAGCGGCCACGGGAAAGGCCCCCGCCGGCGAGCGACACCCGCCCCCGUGUCCCUGCGGUUUCCGUUUACCGGAGUCGCUGUGUACGCCUAUGCGAUCGAGCCCUCUAGCGCGCCUACGGCUGCGAGCCCGUCCGCGCAGACGAACCUGACUUUCAAUCUGGACGAUCUCGCCCCGACGACGCUGAUCCGAACGAGCGGAUCGGGGCCAACGGACUUCCUGUUUAACGCGAGCGUGUUUGCGCAGACGGGGCUCGCUGAUGGGGACCAUGUCCUGACGAUCACCCUCGGCGACGACUCGGUGUUCAUCAUCGACUACUUUGUCGUCACGCAGUCUGUCGUUGCGCUCGCGGGCAGCCCCUCCGCGGCGAGCAGCAGCUCAAUCGGGCCACCCUUAGUCACAGGGGCGGUAUCGGAUGCUUCUGCGCAAACCAAAAGCGGCCGCGCAUCGUUCGUCGGCGUCGUCGCCGGCGUCGUCGGAUCUCUCGCGCUGCUCGCGUCCAGCAUCGCCCUCAGCCUCAUCAUCCGGCGGCGGAACUCCCAGCGCAGGAACAGGCUGCACGGUCCCGCGCCAGCACCAGCCACGGACGACGAAGCGGCUGUGUUCGUCCCGCGGUACUUCCCGGGCGAGGAGCCCCGCCCCGGGCUGUCGCCGGUGCUGCCGCCGUACGAGCCGCGGUCGUAUGCGGACGUCCCGCCCCCGCUCGACCAGCUGCCGCCCCUAGCCCCGCCGCCCUCGACGCCUGAUGCCGAUGCUGGCGACGGCGCCGAGCCGAUGAUGCGCGAGGUAGCGCCGCAUGUGAUUGCGCGAGUGGUAUCCACGCCGUCCCGUACCCAGUCUGUAUAGAUUGUUCCCGCAUUGAACGCUUCGUCCCGCUGUAUGCCUCCGUGCUGACUGAAGACUCCGCCUUCCUUCUUACUUAUCGUACGAAACACAAGUGUCCACUGUAAAAUCGUGUCCAGCAGCCUCUGUCACUACCCACUAAUCCGAUCGAAUUGAGUCGACUGACACGGUCACAUGUCUCACGUGGUCUUAAUCGUGGGGCAAUGCAGAUCAAGAACCUCUUGCUUACUCGCGCAAUUGAUAUCGUCAUUGUCCUGUAUGAUUGAGGGGCUCUCCACAAAUAAUUUUGCAUCGUCUCCCUGCGCGUUUUCACGACUCCAGGGCUUAUACAUCCACUACAUUUUCGGAAUCGUGUGGGCGAUCAUCUUGGAUGUUGAAGAGAUAGGUUAGGAAGCUAAAUUCUC
Messenger RNA from Mycena citricolor, 2237 nucleotides. Lineage: Eukaryota; Fungi; Basidiomycota; Agaricomycetes; Agaricales; Mycenaceae. The record is from the annotation of a GenBank genome assembly.